Molecule: messenger RNA, 1542 nt
Organism: Agelaius phoeniceus (red-winged blackbird)
Lineage: Eukaryota; Metazoa; Chordata; Aves; Passeriformes; Icteridae
Gene: DNTT
Product: DNA nucleotidylexotransferase
Biological process (GO): double-strand break repair via nonhomologous end joining
Cellular component (GO): nucleus
Molecular function (GO): DNA nucleotidylexotransferase activity; DNA binding; DNA-directed DNA polymerase activity
Source: RefSeq, a predicted model, not a curated record
AUGGAUAGGUUCAAAGCUCCAGCUGUAAUCUCCCAGAGGAAGAGACAGAAAGGGUUGCAUUCCCCAAAACUUUCCUGCAGUUAUGAAAUAAAGUUCAGUGACUUUGUCAUUUUUAUUAUGCAGAGGAAGAUGGGGCUGACCAGAAGGAUGUUUUUGAUGGAACUGGGAAGAAGAAAAGGUUUCAGAGUAGAAAGUGAGCUAAGUGAUUCAGUCACUCAUAUUGUGGCUGAGAACAACUCUUACCUGGAGGUGCUGGACUGGCUGAAGGGACAGGCUGUGGGUGACAGCUCUAGGUUUGAGCUGCUGGACAUCUCCUGGUUCACAGCCUGCAUGGAGGCAGGAAGACCAGUUGAUUCAGAAGUGAAGUAUCGUCUCAUGGAGCAAUCCCAAUCUCCUCCUCUGAAUACACCUGAAUUGGAAAUGCCAGCAUUUAUUGCAACAAAAAUAUCUCAGUAUUCAUGCCAGAGGAAGACAACUUUAAAUAACUACAACAAGAAAUUCACGGAUGCCUUUGAGGUAAUGGCUGAGAAUUAUGAAUUCAAAGAAAAUGAAAUAUUCUGCCUGGAAUUUUUAAGGGCAGCUUCUUUGCUGAAAUCUCUUCCAUUUUCAGUAACCAGAAUGAAAGAUAUACAAGGGUUGCCCUGCAUGGGAGACCAAGUCAGAGAUAUCAUGGAGGAGAUUAUUGAGGAAGGAGAGAGUUCUAGAGUUAAAGAAGUGUUAAAUGAUGAGCGAUACCAGGCAUUUAAGCAAUUUACUUCAGUCUUUGGAGUGGGAGUGAAGACAUCUGAGAAAUGGUACAGAAUGGGUCUGCGAACUGUGGAAGAGAUAAAAGCUGACAAGACCCUGAAGCUGUCAAAAAUGCAGAAAGCAGGGUUUCUCUACUAUGAGGACCUUGUUAGCUGUGUGUCUAAGGCAGAAGCAGAUGCAGUGAGCUUGAUUGUCAAGAAUACUGUGUGUACAUUUCUCCCAGAUGCUUUAGUUACCAUAACUGGUGGUUUCAGGAGGGGUAAGAAUAUUGGACAUGACAUAGAUUUUUUGAUAACCAAUCCAGGACCAAGAGAAGAUGAUGAACUUCUGCAUAAAGUUAUUGACUUAUGGAAAAAGCAGGGCUUACUCCUUUAUUGUGAUAUCAUUGAGUCAACAUUUGUAAAGGAACAGCUGCCAAGCAGAAGAGUUGAUGCUAUGGAUCAUUUUCAGAAGUGUUUUGCAAUUUUAAAAUUAUAUCAGCCAAGAGUAGACAACAGCACUUGCAACACAUCAAAACAAUUGGAAAUGGCAGAAGUCAAAGACUGGAAGGCAAUCCGUGUGGAUCUGGUGAUAACCCCCUUUGAGCAAUAUUCAUAUGCUCUGUUAGGCUGGACAGGCUCCAGGCAAUUUGGACGUGACUUGCGGAGGUAUGCUACACAUGAAAGGAAGAUGAUAUUGGAUAACCAUGGAUUAUAUGACAGGAGAAAGAGGAUCUUUCUCAAAGCUGGAAGUGAGGAAGAAAUCUUUGCACAUCUUGGCUUGGAUUAUGUUGAACCAUGGGAAAGGAAUGCUUAA